GAAGACAGCUAGUUUUGGUCUGUGAUGAGGAGAUAACAUUCAGAGCAGCAAAGCCAUCAACAUUGCAGCACCAUAUUUAUUUCUCCAUCAGCAAAGAAGUCAGAGACUUCAUAUUUUGGCAUAAAAUUGAACAGAGACAGUCUUAAACCAUGGGAGACUACUUCGGGAGGAAACAAGGUCUGUAUCUUUUUCUUUUCCUCUGUCUUCCUGGAGCAUUAUGUGUUUCAAUUCACUAUUCUGUGCCUGAAGAAAAGAAAAGUGGGUCUUUGGUGGCUAAUGUAUUGAAGGACUUGAAACUGGGAACAGGGGAGCUGUCUGCUCGCAGAGCCCAGCUAGUGUCCAAAAGCACUAAGCAGUAUUUCCGCCUUGAUACCCACUCUGGGAAUCUGUUGAUAAAUGAUAAAAUAGACCGAGAGGCUUUAUGUGGCCAGACUGAACCUUGCUUACUUCUCUCCCAGAUUGUGCUGGAAAAUCCCUUAGAGCUCUACAGUAUUGUAAUUGAGAUAGUAGAUGUGAAUGACAACACUCCCAAAUUCUCUAAAAAUGAAUUUGAACUGGACAUUCCUGAAAUAGUUUCUACAAAUAUGCAUUUCCCCUUGGAAUCUGCGCAAGAUGAGGACCUAGGGAAAAAUAGCAUCCAAAACUACACCCUCAGUUCCAACGAGCAUUUCCAGCUUGAUGUUACAAACAAUGAGAGUGGGAGCAAGUAUGUGGAUCUUGUACUAAAGAAACCACUAGACAGGGAGAAAGACCCACAUUUUGAAUUGACUCUCAUGGCUUUGGAUGGAGGGGUCCCACAGAGAAUGGGUGCAGUUCGAAUAAGUAUUAAUGUUUUGGACAUCAAUGAUAAUUCCCCUCAGUUUACUCAGUCUGAAUAUAAAGUAAGGUUAAAAGAAAACAGUCCACAGGACACUCUGGUCGCCAAAGUGGAAGCCACAGAUUUGGAUUCUGGUUCAAAUGCGCAGAUUACCUACUCAUUCCACCGGGUGCCUGAAAAAAUAUACCAUUUGUUUCAUAUAAAUGAAAUCACUGGGGAAGUCACAGUUUGGGGGCAUGUUGAUUAUGAAGAAGAAAUCAAUUAUGACAUAAAUAUCAGGGCAACAGAUGGAGGGGGUCUUUCAGGGCACUGCAAGGUCCAGGUAGAGGUUGAGGAUGUGAAUGACAAUGCCCCAGAAGUGUCAAUCAUAUCCAGCACCAACACCAUACAAGAAGAUUCUCCCCUGGACACAGUGGUGGCCCUCUUUAGUGUCACAGACAGAGACUCUGGAGACAACGGAAAAACUUUGUGCUCAGUGGACAUAAAUCUUCCCUUUGUGUUAAAACCCACUAUGGAUAACUAUUACCAGCUUGUGGUCCAAGCUCCGCUGGACAGAGAGAAAGUUGCUAAAUAUAAUAUCACCAUCACAGCCAUUGAUCGGGGCUCUCCCAGGCUCACUUUAACAAGAAUUAUUAAUGUUCAGAUCUCGGAUGUCAAUGACAACCCUCCAGUAUUUGAAAAGUCUUCAUUUGAAAUGCCGAUACAGGAAAAUAAUAUCCCUGGAUUGCUAAUUGGCUCAGUCCAUGCUGCUGAUCUGGACAUGGAACGGAAUGCCAAACUCACCUACUCACUUUUGCCCGGGAAGAUUGCUGAUAGUCCUGUGGCCUCUUACAUCUCGGUCAACUCUAAAACUGGAAAUUUGUAUGCCCUCAGAUCUCUGGAUUACGAGCAGAUUAUGGAUUUCAAAGUGACAGUGAGGGCUACAGAUGGCGGGUCUCCUCCCUUGAGUUCAGAAGUUAUUGUCGAAUUUGUUGUCACAGAUGAAAACGAUAACGCCCCCUUCUUCCUCUACCCCCUUCAGAACAGUACAUCGCCCUGCAAUGAGCUGGUCCCCAAGUCAGCAGAGGCCGGUUACCUGGUGACCAAGGUGGUGGCUGUGGAUGGAGAUUCUGGUCAGAACUCCUGGCUUUCCUAUGAGUUGCUGAAGGCCACAGACCCUGGCCUAUUCAGUAUAGGAGCCCAGAAUGGAGAAGUGAGAACCAGGAGGCCCCUGAAUGAGCGAGACACAAGCAAGCAGAGACUCAUGAUAGUGGUGCGAGACAAUGGGCUCCCUCCCCAGACCAGCACUGCAAUGCUCAAUGUCCUUCCAGUGGAUGGCUUUUCAGAUCCUUACAUGAAGGCUGUGGAGGUUAGUAACCAAGAACACGAAGAAGAUGGGACCUUGACCUUGUCUUUGGUGAUCUGCCUGGCUGCAGUCUCCUUUGUGUUCCUAGUUUGCAUUGUUUCAUUUAUUGUCAUCAAGAUCUACAAGAAGGAUCCCAGGGGAAGUUUUAUUGCCGCACCUCCUCACUUCCCACCUGCCAGGCCUGAUAUUCCAGAAAACUGCACCGAUUCUCAGAGUGGGUCACUUUCCAGGAGUUACCACUAUGAUGUUUGCUUAACUGGUGGGUCCUUAAGCAGUGAGUUCAGAUUUCUCAGGCCCCUCAUUCCUGUUUUUUCUGUGGGGGACCCAAACAUCCCUGUGAACCACAGGAUGCCUUCUGGUUCCCAAGAUAUUCCUGAGCAGGUGGUGGAAAAAGAAUCAAGGGAACAGGUGAGAAAGAUCAGUUUUUUUAAUUACUCUAUGCACCAGCAAAAUUAA
This is a messenger RNA of Rhineura floridana, 2618 nucleotides long. Its product is annotated as protocadherin beta-16-like. The record is from RefSeq and is a predicted model, not a curated record. Gene Ontology annotation, biological process: homophilic cell-cell adhesion. The coding region runs from base 150 to 2618 and encodes 822 amino acids. The transcript has a single exon. NCBI's taxonomy places the organism in Eukaryota, Metazoa, Chordata, Lepidosauria, Squamata, Rhineuridae. Gene Ontology annotation, molecular function: calcium ion binding. Gene Ontology annotation, cellular component: plasma membrane.